Messenger RNA from Oncorhynchus keta (chum salmon), 970 nucleotides. RefSeq names its product gastrula zinc finger protein XlCGF49.1-like. The transcript has a single exon. Bases 158 to 658 code for a protein of 166 amino acids. The record is from RefSeq and is a predicted model, not a curated record. Lineage: Eukaryota; Metazoa; Chordata; Actinopteri; Salmoniformes; Salmonidae. Gene Ontology annotation, biological process: regulation of transcription by RNA polymerase II. Gene Ontology annotation, molecular function: DNA-binding transcription factor activity, RNA polymerase II-specific; RNA polymerase II cis-regulatory region sequence-specific DNA binding.
CACAACCAGAAACAGACAGUCAAACACAAAACAACGACCAAACUUAGUAUCCAUAACAACAGAUAGUCUGAGACAAGGUUGAGGCGUCGAUUUGGUCUGCGGGGACGGAGAGGUGUCGGUAUGUGGCUUGAGAAAACAGACACAGACUGGCCUAGCGAUGCUAAGUCCUGCUUCUAUAGUAACCCUAACAGGUGCUGCCUUCAGCCUGCCUUUUAUAGGAUCUACCAAGUGGAAUAUGGACCCUGGGACAAAACAGACACUUCCUAGCCUUCGUCCACCCUACACUUUCCGAAUGUUAAACCAGACCUCAGACAAUGUCAGUGCCUCAACAUUAAAUAGCCCAUUGACAAAUAACAGUAGUAGAGACAGAAUCCGUAAAGGUGGCAGCGCCACAGAGAGGCGGUUCCCGUGUUCGUCCUGUAGGAAGGCCUUCAGUUUCCCCCAACAGGUGAAGAGUCACCAGAGGAUUCACACCGGGGAGAAACCAUUUGGUUGCCACCUGUGCCAGGGCAGUUUCUCCCAAUCGUCCAGCCUGAAGAGGCACCAGGGGGUCCACACAGGGGAGAAACCCUACAGCUGCCCCCAGUGUGAGAAAAGGUUCUCCCACCAGCACCAGCUGAAGAUGCACGUGAAGGUCCACACGGGAGACAUGAACUAGUUAGUUUGUCGUCAAUUAGUUUGAUUUUAGAGGUAUAGGGAAAUGGAUGAGGUGAAAUGAGGAAAGAAUGAGUAUGAUGAGGUAGAGUAGAUGAUAUGGUGAUGGUAUCUAUAAAAAUUCUUCCCUAAUGAAAAGUUACAACCUUAUCCUGUUUUUUGAUGCUGGUGUUUUAUAAUGAGGAAAUUAUAGUGCCUUAAUUCAUGUUUACUUGACAUAAAGUGGUGAAACUUAGUGUAAUGUUUAACCUUUUCCAUAGUAUUCUAAAAUUAAUUUUAUCAUUGCGAGGGUACCAGAUUUACAGAACAUGUUAAG